Purpureocillium lilacinum is the source of this 1089-nucleotide messenger RNA. NCBI's taxonomy places the organism in Eukaryota, Fungi, Ascomycota, Sordariomycetes, Hypocreales, Ophiocordycipitaceae. The record is from RefSeq and is a predicted model, not a curated record.
AUGGUCAACCACGAAUGGCGCUCCGACACCCUACUACACGUAGCUGCACGCAACGGCCACGCGACGACGGUGCAGCUUCUCCUGGACCGGGGCGUCGAAGUGGACGUUUGCCGCGGGGUCGACGUGUGCCUACUGAGCGGCAGCGUGUGCCCGUGGUUCCUCGAGACUACCCCAAUCGAGGGGCCAGUGGUGGUCGGAACGGCCCUGCUAGAGGCCGCAUGGGGAGGCCAUAGCGAUAUUGUCGCGUUACUCCUGGAACGCGGCGCCGACGUUAACUUUGUGUCCCGAGGCAGCAUUGACCGCAACACCGAUGGACUUCAUGUUUUCCACAGCCGGGUCGCCAACAUCAAUAACCAGGGUGCCAUUCAAGGAACAGCUCUUCAGGCAGCAGCCUAUGAACGCAAGGAGACUGUUGUUAGGCUUCUCCUGAGUCGCGGCGCAGAUACCAACAUCCAGGCUGGCCAAAGUGGAACGGCCCUUCAAGCAGCGGCAAGCAACAUCCCGUCAAGUGAGACGGUCGUAAGGCUGCUGCUCGAUCAGGGCGCUGAUGUCAACGCCGGGGGCGGCAUAUUUGGCACGGCCCUCCAGGCAGCUGCCUGGCGAGGGACAACGGACGUCGCCAGGCUGCUCCUAGAUCGAGGCGCCGACGUCAACGCCCAGGGCGGCUUGCUCGGGACGGCGCUCAUCGCAGCUACCAGCCGAGGGACAACGGAUAUCAUCAGACUGCUCCUAGAUCGAGGCGCCGACGUCAACGCCCAGGUCGGACCAUACGGGACGGCGCUCGUCGCGGGCACAGCGCAGAAUAGCGCAGACAUCGUGCAUGUGUUGCUGGAGCACGGGGCCGAUGCCCGUGUGCGGACAGAGACGUAUGGGACCGCGUUUGAGUUGGCGUACGGAAACGACCUUCUUCUCGAUACGCUCGAUGUCCUGUUCCAUCACGGCCUUGUGCCCGCUUCCAAGAAGGCCAAGGUCAAAAGGGAGCUGCGGAGGUGGGUCUGGCCGCAGCUACCCCGUCCGCAUGUCGCCGUGGAAGACACGGAGCUGCUUAUUGGGCAAUCUUGGCUGAGUUCAUACGAGGAGGAGUAUUAG